Microtus ochrogaster (prairie vole) is the source of this 530-nucleotide messenger RNA. RefSeq names its product DNA ligase 1-like. The record is from RefSeq and is a predicted model, not a curated record. The transcript is spliced from 2 exons. NCBI's taxonomy places the organism in Eukaryota, Metazoa, Chordata, Mammalia, Rodentia, Cricetidae. Bases 11 to 448 code for a protein of 145 amino acids. Gene Ontology annotation, molecular function: GTP binding; GTPase activity.
GACUCAGAAGAUGGAGAAGGAACAGGCUGAAACGAGAGUGAAGGAACAGAUACAUGCACAGUUGCUGCAAGAGAAAGAGAAGAGUCAUGAGAAGGAGAUGAAAGAUCUGACUGAGAAGAUGGAGAAGGAACUGAGAGAGAAGCAACAGAAAUGUGAACAGACACUGCAAGAGAGAGAGAGGAGUCAUGAGAAGGAGGUAAAAGAUCUGACUGAGAAGAUAGAGAAGGAACAGGCCCAGAACAGAGAAAUGCAAGAGAGGAAUCAACAGUUGGUUCAAGAGAAUGACAAUAACAAUGAGGAGUUCAUUCAACAGUUUAUUGAUAUAUUGAAUAAGAAAAGUUUUAAGAAGUUGGAGGAGGAAGUGAAAGAGAAAUAUGAAGAACUAUUGGAGAUAUGUAAAAGACUGCAAAAUGAAAGGCAAAACACAGGCGCAUGUGUUAUAAGCUGAAGGCCUAAAGAGUGAUAUCAUUCUGCCAUUCAAAGCAGAGCUGAAUUGGGAAUAGGAGUCACUUCAGUUGAAAUAAUAAACU